Messenger RNA from Molossus molossus (Pallas's mastiff bat), 1892 nucleotides. It is a transcript of the gene ACKR3, whose product is annotated as atypical chemokine receptor 3. Gene Ontology annotation, molecular function: chemokine binding; coreceptor activity; G protein-coupled receptor activity. The record is from RefSeq and is a predicted model, not a curated record. The transcript is spliced from 2 exons. The coding region runs from base 91 to 1179 and encodes 362 amino acids. Gene Ontology annotation, cellular component: membrane. NCBI's taxonomy places the organism in Eukaryota, Metazoa, Chordata, Mammalia, Chiroptera, Molossidae. Gene Ontology annotation, biological process: G protein-coupled receptor signaling pathway; chemotaxis; angiogenesis.
CAGCCCGAAGGCAGGGAGCGCAGGAGCCGGGGAGGCGAGCCCUAAGCCAGAGCCCAGCCGGGAGGCCACUGGACCGCUGCCCUGGCCGCCAUGGAUCUGCACCUCUUCGACUACUCGGAGCCCGGGAACUUCUCCGACAUCAGCUGGCCGUGUAACAGCAGCGACUGCAUCGUGGUCGACACGGUGACGUGCCCCAACAUGGCCAACAAGAGCGUGCUGCUCUACACACUGUCCUUCGUCUACAUCUUCAUCUUUGUGAUCGGCAUGAUCGCCAACUCCGUGGUGGUCUGGGUGAACAUCCAGGCCAAGACCACGGGCUACGACACCCACUGCUACAUCUUGAACCUGGCCAUCGCCGACCUGUGGGUGGUGGUCACCAUCCCGGUCUGGGUGGUCAGCCUGGUGCAGCAUAACCAGUGGCCCAUGGGCGAGCUCACCUGCAAGAUCACACACCUCAUCUUCUCCAUCAACCUCUUUGGCAGCAUCUUCUUCCUCACGUGCAUGAGCGUGGACCGCUACCUGUCCAUCACGUACUUCACCAACACCUCGAGCCACCGGAAGAAGGUGGUCCGCCGUGUCGUCUGCGUCCUGGUGUGGCUGCUGGCCUUCUGCGUGUCCCUGCCCGACACCUACUACCUGAAGACCGUCACGUCCGCGUCCAACAACGAGACCUACUGCCGGUCCUUCUACCCCGAGCACAGCGUCAGGGAGUGGCUGGUCAGCAUGGAGCUGGUGUCUGUGGUCUUGGGCUUCGUCAUUCCUUUCUGCGUCAUCGCCGUCUUCUACUUCCUGCUGGCCCGCGCCCUCUCGGCCUCCGGCGACCAGGAGAAGCACAGCAGCCGGAAGAUCAUCUUCUCCUACGUGGUGGUCUUCCUCGUGUGCUGGCUGCCCUACCACGUGGUGGUGCUGCUGGACGUCUGCUCCGUCCUGCACUACGUGACGUUCUCCUGCGAGCUGGAGAACUUCCUGUUCACGGCCCUGCACGUCACGCAGUGCCUGUCCCUGGUGCACUGCUGCGUCAACCCCGUCCUCUACAGCUUCAUCAGCCGCAACUACCGGUACGAGCUGAUGAAGGCCUUCAUCUUCAAGUACUCGGCCAAAACGGGCCUCACCAAGCUCAUCGACGCCUCCCGGCUGUCGGAAACGGAGUACUCCGCGCUGGAGCAAGGCGCCAAGUGAGGCCGAGCGCCGGGACGCGUGUGCUUGCUUGCGGGGGGCUCCCGGCUGCCUGGUUUCCACGGGCUUCGGGGCUCGAGGGGAAGGCGCGCCACCGUGCCCCCAUGCCGGCGUGGCUGCCACGUGGCUGUGGCCCUGACGGUGGGCCACCACGCAGGACUGUGCCACCGGCCGGUGCCGCCAGACCAGACCGGCGGCCGGAGGGGCCUGCCCGCACUUGUGUACAAUAGGACUCCCCGUGUUUCCCCUCCAGGUUCUAUGGUGACUUGUAUUUAAACGCUAAGACUUUAUUUUUCUCACUCUGUGUACCUUCUACAUGUAUUUGGAAAAGUUAAAGCUAUUUUUGAUGCUGUAUGGUCAGUGUGAUGCUGACAUGUAUUCCGUGCUGUUGUUUUACGGUUCGCCUGACGUUGGCUUUGACUGAGGACGACACCGAUUCUUAGCUGAUGGGAAAUUAUCUAUCAUCUGUCUAUCUAUCUAUGCCAGGCUGGGCGGAAUGUUUCAUUUACCAGCUUUCUAUCUGCGUGGCCCGUUGCACCGGCACGGGGUAUGCGACCAGACCUGCCCUGUCGCGCGGUUUCUGUAAACUUGCAUCGGAACGACAGACAGACAGACGGCGCACCCCUGCCCCAGGCCGCAGCGCUGGGCAGGAGACCGGCAGCGGCGGUCAGAGUUCUCUCCAUCUGUCAGUUAUUUUUUUAAAAUAAAGAUCGUGU